Molecule: messenger RNA, 1242 nt
Organism: Auxenochlorella protothecoides
Lineage: Eukaryota; Viridiplantae; Chlorophyta; Trebouxiophyceae; Chlorellales; Chlorellaceae
Exons: 9
Coding region: 1-1242 (413 amino acids)
Source: RefSeq, a predicted model, not a curated record
AUGUCGCGGCAGAGUAUUAUCCUUACAUUAGGAGACUGUCGCACGUACAAGUCGCCAGGGCGCAUUGACACGGUCACCGGAGUGGCACGGGACUACCUCGUGGUCAAGGAUGCAUUCACGGUCGAUGACCUGUCCGUCACUCUGUCCAUCGCCCACCCGGAUGUGGCUUCAUUGAAGGUCACCCUCACGGCGGAGCCUCCCAUCGUGAGCGCAGAGUCCCUCCCCACCAGUAGUCGUACCAUUGUCCUGAAACAAGGUGGUGUGGGCGGCGCCGGAAGCAUCCUGAGGAAGACCACGUUCAACGACAGUGCCACAAGCGGCCUCUCCAGUGCCGAGAGCGAUGCCCCCUUCACGGACUCCUACAUCCCAACCCAGCGUCUGGGUUUCAUGUUCGAGGAUGGCGACGGCAAGGAUGCCUCCGACGGCGGCAGCGAGGGCACCUGGAUCCUGCAGGUGGAGGAUCCCCUGGAAAACUCCACCACCCGUCAAAUUGCCCUUAAUGGCUGGGCCCUGACCCUCUGUGGCAUGCAGGAGGCAGGUGAAGCUGCCGAAGCCCCUUCCCAGGAGGCCACCACUCCAAUGAUGGAGAGGCCCCUUGUGACGGCCUCGAACGGGCCCCCGCCACCCGCCGCCCUCCAGAUGAACGUGGUCAAGUCCCCUGCCACCAGUUCCUACCUGGGCUGGACUGUCGUGACCAACGCUGCGACAGCAUCGGCCAACGCCGCCGCCACAGCGGGUCCGGCGAGCCCCAUUACAAAGGCGGGCCCUUCGAGUCCUGUCGCCGCUACGGCCUCGGCGGGCGCCACGGCCUCGGCGGGCGCCGGCGCUGUAUUUGGUGUCCCCACACCCACAGACGUUCAGCGGGUGGCCAAGCAGUACAACAACUACCUGCAGGACGUGUUUGGCGACUGCACCGACGACAUCUGCAAGCAGCACAAGGACAAGAUCUGGAAGGGCGCCCUGUACGUCCUGUAUGCCUCCGCGGCCUGGGAUGGCCUCAAGACGGCCAACGAGGACACGGAGCACUUCAUCAGCAAGCUGCGGGAUCUGCUGCCGGGGGACAACCCGCACCUGCUGGCGUACAUCAAAUGGCUGCAGGAGAAUCGCGAGCGCCUGGACGAGUUCUCGGCCGCCCUGAGGGAGAACAUGCGUAGCAGCCCAAGCAAGCUGGAGAAGAGCUUCAAGAAGCUAUUCGUCGCCAUCUCCUCCCUGCCCGACCUCUUCAGCCACAAGUCAUCCUGA